AGCUCUCGGAGGGGGAGCGGGCUGGGCCAGGGGUGCGGCCGGGGCGCGCUGCGCCCGGCGUGGGUGAGGGCGGCCAUGGCGGUCUCGCAGGAGGAGGCCUCGCAGCUGCGCGAGGAGCACGCCAGGAUGGCCAAGGCGCUGCAGGAGGAACGAGAUCGGCGUGCCAGCGAGCAGGAGAAGCUCAAGGCGCGCACGCGCGACACGUUCCAGCAGCUGAAGGACCGUUGCAACGCCCAGGUGACCGAAAUGCAGGGGAAGCUGUCCCAGGCGGAGGCGGAGGCCGAGAGCGUGCGCGGCCGGCUGGCGGAGCUGCAGGACAAGCUGGCGGCCGCUGAGAAGGACAAGGCCGACAGCAUUCAGGAGGUGGUCGGCAAGGCGCGAGACCGGUGCCAGGAGCUGGCAAAGGAGAACGGCCGCCUGCAGGCCGAGCACCUCGGCGCGCAGAAGGUUCGAAUGGAAAAGAUGCUGGAUGAGGUGUCCCGCCAGUUCCUGCGGGACCAGUGUCUGAUAACAUCUGGGCGGAAGAGGCUCACCGGACGGGCCAGUCCCGUCAGGAACUUCAUGAACAGGAAGGCGAACGCCUGGCACCACGAGGGGCGGGGCCAGCUCGCUGGGGCGGCGUGGCAGGCCGCGCCAGACGACGGGCUCGGGGACCACCCGCUGGGCCCCGUGGCGGCCGCGGUGUACCUGAGGGAGAUCCUGACUUGCGAGGAGUCCCUCAGAGCCGCCUUCGAGCCCGUCCGGCGCGCGGCGUGGCGCCCAUGCCCCGAGGGGCUGCGGGUGGUGGACCGCGGCGCAUUCGCCCAGGCGGUGGUGCGCAUCUCCGCGUACUUCAACCCGUUGGAGCCGAUCACGCUGAGGAUGGCCUCCGAGGGGCGCCCGUAUUCGGUGGAGGAGGCCACGGGCCACUUCCGGAUGGCCCUGUGCCUCCUGGCGGACCGUCUCGAGGACGUCUGCCAGGAGCAGGAAAAGGCACUGGAGCCGCGGCCUUUACCGCCGCGACUGGCGUCCGCGGCCACCGCCGCCGACGCUCCCCAGGAGGAAGUACGCGUGCUGCAACGGGGAGCACUUUCCCCACGGCUGGUGAGGCCAGAGGAGAUCAGGCAGGCACCGCCGCUCUCGCGAGAUGGCGCGAGGCUGGAGUCGACGCCUCCUCUGUCGCCGAGGUGCCUGUUUGCUGACGAGCAGGAACGGGAGCAGGUCGCGGAGGCCCUGGCGGCCAGCCGCGCGCGCGCUGGCGACCUCCGGCGCGCCCUGGCGCGCGAGGAGGCGCUGCUGCUCCACCAGGCAGGGGAGACCCGGCGCCUGGAGCUGCUGAAGGAGGAGUUGGAGGUCCAGGACAGGCGGCGGCGGCCGCGCCCGACGCGGCGCCGCACGCCGCCGCCGCGCGUGCUGGCGAGCCUGGGCACGCGAGCCGCCCGCCCUGGCCGCGGCGCGCCAGCGGGCGGAGCGGCUGCUGGGAGGCAGACUCCGCGAUCCCAGGCACGGGCCUGCUCCCCUGGUUCUGGCCCGAUGAGCUUGGACGACCUGAAGCAGCACCUCGCGGUUGCGGACAGGCUGAAGAGGCGCGCGGCGGAUCUGGAGAGCGAGCUGGACGGGCGAGAGGAGCAGGUGGCCGAGCUCUCCGCCGAGCUGGAGGCGAAACAUUCUCGACUCUCCAUCGCGACCUUCGGGGACGUCUCCUUCUCGGAGGUGCCCCUGGCGGUCUGA
Messenger RNA from Prorocentrum cordatum, 1710 nucleotides. The record is from the annotation of a GenBank genome assembly. Lineage: Eukaryota; Dinophyceae; Prorocentrales; Prorocentraceae.